AUGGAUAAGUGGCUAAAUAGAGCAACAGACAAUAAAUCUACGUCUGAAAACUGUUCAGUAAGUUCUGCUUCAAAGUUGGAAAGCGCAAGUCAAGAUGUGAAUAAUCCUUUGAAAAUAAGAAAAUGUUUAAGGAAAUAUGAUCCUGAGUACAUUAAUAUUGGAUUCACGGUCAUAGACGUAAGCAAUGAGCCUCGGCCUCAAUGUGUUAUCUGUUUUGAAAUUCUUUCUAACCAAAGUAUGAAACCGUCCUUAUUAAAACGUCACCUUUCUACAAAACAUUCUACGUUAGAAAACAAACCAAAUGACUAUUUCGUUCGAAAAUUGUCAGAGAUGAUAAGCACAAAAAAAAUUAUAUCAUAUUUUAGCGGUAGUACUGAAAAAGCAGUGGAAGCAUCUUUCUUAGCGAACUUAAGAAUAGCGAAGUGUGGAAAACCUCAUACCAUCGGCGAAGAACUGAUUUUACCGGCGGCAAAAGAUAUGGUAACUUGUAUGUUAGGUGUUCCGUCAGCUAAAAAACUUGAUAUGAUAUCACUGUCAAAUGAUACAGUUCGCCGCAGGAUUGAAAGUAUGGCAUUAAACGUUAAAGAAAAAUUAAUUGAUCAAGUGAAAAAUAGUGAUUUUUUUUCCAUACAACUUGAUGAAAGUACAGAUGUAUCAAACUAUGCUCAACUUAUGGUUUACGUGUGGUAUGUAUUUCAAACUGUAAUUAAAGAGGAUUUUUUAUUUUGUGAAGCACUAUCAACACGAACUACCGCUGACGAAAUAUUUAAAAAGUUGAACCCCUUUUUUGUUGAAAAUGGAUUAAACUGGUAA
Molecule: messenger RNA, 813 nt
Organism: Rhopalosiphum padi (bird cherry-oat aphid)
Lineage: Eukaryota; Metazoa; Arthropoda; Insecta; Hemiptera; Aphididae
Product: zinc finger BED domain-containing protein 5-like
Exons: 1
Coding region: 1-813 (270 amino acids)
Source: RefSeq, a predicted model, not a curated record